AUGGCAACUUUUAAUGAAAAAAAAACCUGCAGCCAACGGAUGGAAGAUUUCAGCCAUUUUAUGUGGAAUCCAGAAACAAAGCAGUUUAUGGGAAGAACCUUGAUUAAGUGGGUGUGGAUCAUUUUGUACUACAUUGCCUUCUAUGUGGUGAUAACUGGGCUGUUUGCACUUUCCCUGUAUUCCUUAAUGAGGACAAUAAAUCCAUAUACACCGGACUAUCAAGAUCAAUUAAAAUCGCCAGGUGUGACAUUACGUCCAGAUGUUUAUGCAGAUGAAGAUCUGGACAUUUAUUAUAACAUUAAUGACACACACUCCUGGGGAAGACUUGUAACUGCUCUUCACACUUUUCUUUCAGCAUACAAUACAACUGCACAACAUAAUAAUGUCAACUGCUCAAGUGAGACAUACUUCUUCCAGAAAUCAUUCCUUGGUCCAAAUAAAACAAAAUUAUCCUGCAAGUUCACAGCAGAUAUGCUUGAAAACUGUUCGGGCCUGACAGAUCCCAAUUUUGGAUUUCCAGAAGGAAAGCCAUGCUUCAUUAUAAAAAUGAACAGGAUUAUCAGUUUUCUCCCUGGCAAUGGCACUGCACCAAGGGUAAACUGCACAAAUAAAGAUGAUGAUUCCAGCCCACUUGAAGUUCAAUACUAUCCAGUCAAUGGUACCUUUAACCUUCACUACUUCCCUUAUUAUGGAAAGAAAGCACAGCCCACCUAUACCAACCCUUUGGUAGCAGUGAAAUUUCUCAACAUUCCAAGGAAUACAGAAGUUAACAUAGUGUGCAGAGUUGUUGGAACUGGAAUCAUCUCAGAUAAUAUUCAUGACCCAUUCGUAGGAAAAGUGGAAUUCAGACUGAAAAUAGAAAAGUAGACAACAGUAACAUUUAUAGUACAAAUGAAAAUGUUUCUAAAAAGUGUGCUAUGAAGAGUGAUUUAGGUGUCACUACAUUGUUUUAUAUUUAUUUUCUCUCAAUGAUUUUACACCAAAAUUGCUCAGACUGCAGUUUAACAAAAGCCAUUUUAAAUGUCAGUACUGAAAGAUCAUCCACAGAUCAAAAAAUCCACAGUAUCAUUUACAAUGCACCAAGCAAGGAUUUUUCCUGAUGACAUACUAUGUGGAACAAAACAGCUUGCUCUUCCAUGACAGCCGUAUAUUAGUGCAAACAGUUGUAUAAAAUGGCUUUCUUCUAAAUGGAGCAGAAAUGACUCAUGAGAAACAUGGACAUAGUAUCAAGAAGUCAUUUUCAGUGACUUUUUUUAACCAUAGAAUAACCAUUGUAUAUUUACUACAUACUGGACACUGUAGAAACAGCUGAGGUAUUAGGAAAAAUAAAAUGGCAUAGCAGUUGAAGCACUGGUUUAUAUUUCAUUACACAUUGAAUGCUACGCAAAAAACAAUGUAUAACUCAAAAAGUAGUAUAAUCUAACUGGAUCAUUAAUUAAUACAUUAUAUUCUGCAUGGUUCAGUCAACAGAUUUGUUUUAUUGUGUAACCUAUCAAAUAUUAGAAAAAGAACUGACUUGAAAAUUAGCUUAUGUAACUUACAUCAUUAUAAUUACGGCAAGUUUUACAACUUCUAUAUGUGUACAGUUUAAUAAAAUAAUCAAAGGUGAAAUCUAAUUAUGCCUAUGAAAGUUGGGCUAAACUGUUAAAUUAGCACAACAUGGCACCUCCAAGGGCCAGCCCCCCAAAAUAAUCACUGAGUUUUGGCUGUCUGCAAUAAUUCAGGAAAACAGAGCCUAUUAUGAAAAAAUCAAGUUCUGUAGCAACUGACAUAAAAUAGUAUUAAUAUAGCUACAGCACAACAGUAUAGCUUCUGUUCAAAUGGGCUUGGUUAAAAACUAGGAUGUUUCAAGUAGACAGUAAGUAUUUUGGAGAGUACGUAAUUCAGAAGAUAUUUUUGAACGCUUUCUUAAUUGGAAUCUGGAAAGACAAAGAUUGACAAACUUCCACAGCAAGACCCAGUAAGCAUGGCACCUGGAAUGACUAACCUACAGGAAGAAUCCUUAGAGGGGAAGCUAUGUCUCCCUCCACGACGAGCAAGAGAGACCCUCCUCACAAACCUGGAAUUAAGGACUAUUUGGAUAUCUCUAGUUUCAGGGAGAGAGAGAAAAUUAGUUCUUACCUAUACAUUUCUUUCCCUAAAUCUUUUGCAUCUCAGUCUUAACAGUGGGAUUUUUGUCUCUUUUUUAGGUGAUUCAGUGAAGACCAACCUUUUAUCUUUGCUGGGCAUAGAUUUCUCCUCUGAAUCUUUCCCAAAAUAGCAUUUAAAACUAUGAAAACAACAAAAAAUUGUGAACCAAACUGCUCAAAUGUUAACCAGUACCAUUUGUACAUAACCGUACCAUUUGCCCAUUGAGCUAUUAGAAACAAGCAUAAAAAUCCUCCUGCUUCUCUUGCAGAAGAAGAUCCUGCUGGCUUCCUGCUGCAAUUUUUAUGUUUGAAUCAGAAAGCCCUCUAUCACAAUUCCACAUACUUGUAGGAAGACUGCUAUUCAUUUUUGCUACAUGCUAGACUGCUUGUGCCCUCAAAGGCAAUCUGAGCAUAAAAUGUCUCAAAGACUAGACCAUUAGGAUUGUGAAGAAAGGUCUUCAGUACAUUGAAGAGAAAGCCAUAGCACUAGAAGUGUCCAUGUGUGGGUUUUAUUGAACAGAUUUUAUGUUCACAGUACCGCCGUCUGAAAAUGCUACUUGAUGUCACUGUAAACAGUAACAUUUGCCAAGAUUCCCAUACACAGUGCAAUCGCUCCCCUAGCGAUCUCUUAGAUGCUGGAAUGUAUGGCUACUGGACAAAUUAUGCAAUUCCCCUCUCCAAAGAUGUAAUCAUCUGACCUUGAUGAGGUGACUGCAAGGUGUUUAGAAACAUCAGUUUAGAAGCAUUCAAGGACAGGCAGUACUUCUGAAUGUAGCUGGACAUUUUCUUCUGUCCAAUAGAAAUAGGAAGGAGCCAUAGUUUCAGGGUAAGAGAGAUCACUAUAUUGUCUACUCUGAACUCAGAAACCACCCAUUUUAAUGUACUGAGCCUGAUAACUACUGUUGGAAAAAGUGCAUCUCUCAGUAAGGCAUCUACAUUCUUGAUUGGAAGACAGCACAAAAUGGAAAAAUUAGCACGUUGUAAUUUGUUCCAUUAAUCAUAUCACUAUUUGCUUAAAUAUUUUUUUUUUU
Gavialis gangeticus (Gharial) is the source of this 3160-nucleotide messenger RNA. RefSeq names its product ATPase H+/K+ transporting beta subunit (gene ATP4B). Gene Ontology annotation, cellular component: sodium:potassium-exchanging ATPase complex. The transcript has 7 exons. Lineage: Eukaryota; Metazoa; Chordata; Crocodylia; Gavialidae. Gene Ontology annotation, molecular function: ATPase activator activity. Gene Ontology annotation, biological process: intracellular sodium ion homeostasis; potassium ion import across plasma membrane; sodium ion export across plasma membrane. The record is from RefSeq and is a predicted model, not a curated record. Bases 1 to 867 code for a protein of 288 amino acids.